Colletotrichum siamense is the source of this 1704-nucleotide messenger RNA. RefSeq names its product Efflux pump aflT (gene aflT-0). Bases 1 to 1704 code for a protein of 567 amino acids. Gene Ontology annotation, biological process: transmembrane transport. The record is from RefSeq and is a predicted model, not a curated record. Lineage: Eukaryota; Fungi; Ascomycota; Sordariomycetes; Glomerellales; Glomerellaceae. The transcript has 5 exons. Gene Ontology annotation, molecular function: transmembrane transporter activity.
AUGGCUUCGGAUCACCAAGUUCAGACUAGCGAAGUCCCGCUCCAAGACGUGGACAAGGACUCUCGCCGGCCUGAGAAGGAAGCCAUUCCCAAAGACCAGUCUGACAAGGAGCUGGACGGCACCACGGAAAGUGGCUCUGAUGAUCCCGAGCCCGAGUAUGCGACCGGCCUUGGCCUGGUCUGCAUCGUCGCCGGUCUCACGCUGGCGGUUUUCUGCCUGUCUCUGGACCGUACAAUCCUCGCAACAGCAAUCCCCACCAUCACGACCGAGUUCAAGUCUCUCGGUGACGUGGCCUGGUACGGAACCUCGUUCCCCUUGGCCACGUGCUGCUUCCAGCUCAUGUUCGGCAAGCUUUUCGCCGAGCUCAGAGUUACCUGGGUGUUCCUCGCCGCGCUCGGCAUCUUCGAGUUCGGAUCGAUAGUCUGCGGCGCUGCCCCAAACUCCCUGGCCCUCAUCAUCGGCAGAGCAAUCUCUGGUAUCGGCUGCGCGGGGAUGCUAUCGGGAGUAUUCAUCAUCAUUGCCCUUAGCUUUCCGGUCCAGAAGCGUCCCAUCUACACGGGCAUGAUCGGUGGCAUGGCUGGUAUUGCUGAGAUCAUCGGUCCGACGAUUGGAGGUGCCCUUACCGACAAUGCCUCCUGGCGAUGGUGUUUCUGGAUCAAUCUCCCCCUCGGCGCCGUCACAGCCGUCAUGGUCAUUCUGUUCGUCAAGCCUCCCAAGAAGACGGGCGAAACCAAGGCCAUCGGCCCCCUCCUCAAGAGCAUGGACCCCCUCGGAAACGCUCUCCUGAUGCCACUCAUGGUCUGCUUCUUGCUGGCUCUGCAGUGGGGAGGAACCGUCUACGCCUGGAGCAACUGGCGCAUUAUUCUCUGCCUAUGCCUCUUUGGCGUCCUGUUAAUCGUGUGGCUCUACGUGCAGUACCGUCGCGGCGACGAAGCCACCCUGCCGGUCCGGCUCAUGCGCCAGAGAUCCGUCGCCAGCGGGACCCUCUUCAUGCUGGGAACGAACGGCACGGUGUUCGUUAUCGUGUACUACGUCUCCUUCUGGUUCCAGGCGGUCAAGGACGUGACGGCAGAGCAGUCCGGCAUCAACUUCCUUGCUUCGUCUCUCUCCGUGUCGGUCUCCUCAAUCACCUCGGGAUUUUUGGUAUCCAAAAUCGGAUAUUGGGUGCCCCAGAUGGUUUCCAGUACGGUCCUCCUGUCAGUUGCUUGCGGACUGAUCUACAGAUACAGCCUAGAGACGUCGACGGCAUACUGGGCCGGCACGCUCGUGAUGUUUGGCCUCGGCGUCGGGCAGGGCAUGCAGAUGCCGCUAUCCGCCGUACAGACAGUCCUCAAAGGAGCGGACAUCGCCCUGGGAACAUCUGUCCUUCUCCUCGCCCAGACUUUGGCCGGCAUCAUUAUGCUCGCAAUCGCGCAAAAUUUGUUCCAAAGCACGCUGCUGAAGGAACUCACGAACAAGGUGCAGCAGGUUGACGCCAAGGUCAUCAUAGACCACGGUGCCUACGGGCUCAAGAGCAUGGUCACGGAGAAGUACGGCGUGGAGGCCGCGACCGCGGUGCUCAAGGCGUACAACGAGGCGCUCCGGUCGACCUUCCUGCUGUCCAUCGUUCUGGCCUGCCUGACGCUUCUUGCCUGUCUAGGCACGGAAUGGAGAAGCGUCAAGGAGCAGACCAAGAAGACUGACGAGGUCGAGGAGGCCAAGUAG